UCUACUCUCACAUAAAAUUUGUCAUUCGGCGACAAUUUCUAAGCACCCAAAGACGUUAAAGGCGUCCAGUGCCUGCCAGUCAGACCGACAUACACAGCCUUCAAUUCAAUUCAGUUGACUCGUAAUCCUUGCCGGAACAGUUCAACUUUUCAAAGUGCGCGCGCUCAAGUCUCGAUUUUAAAUAAUAAUAUUAUUAACAAUUUAGCUACAAAAAUUUAAAAUGCCGUUUGUAAGUGAACAAGUGCAAAGCGUGGCCAGCCAGCAGCUGUCCAAGGCGGAGACAAUUAAACUGCGUAACAAACACAUUGGUCAAGCCUGUAAGCUCUUCUAUCGCUCGGAUCCAUUGAAGAUCGUACGCGGCCAGGGUCAAUAUAUGUUCGAUGAGGAGGGCGUACGCUAUCUGGACUGCAUCAACAAUGUAGCACAUGUGGGUCACUGUCAUCCGGAGGUGGUGCGAGCUGGCGCCCUGCAGAUGGCCACGAUAUCGACGAACAAUCGCUUCCUGCACGACGAGCUGGUGCAGUGCGGCCGUACGCUGACCAGCAAGAUGCCGCCAUCSCUGUCCGUUUGCUUCUUCGUCAACUCCGGCUCGGAGGCGAACGACUUGGCCCUGCGCCUGGCGCGCAACUACACGAAGCGUCAGGAUGUGAUCACACUGGACCACGCCUAUCACGGCCACUUGCAGUCCGUCAUGGAGAUCUCGCCGUACAAGUUCAAUCAGCCGGGCGGCGCCAAGAAGCCGGACUACGUGCACGUGGCUCCGUGCCCGGACAUCUACGGCGGCCAGUUCACGGACAAGCUCUAUCCCAAUGCUGAUCUGGGCGCACUCUAUGCACAGCCCAUUGCCGACAUUUGCGAGCGCCAGCUGGCGAAGGGCCAGGGCGUGGCCGCCUUCAUCGCGGAGAGCCUACAGAGCUGCGGCGGACAGAUCCUGCCGCCCGCCGGCUACUUCCAGGCGGCCUACCAGGCGGUGCGCCGUACCGGCGGCGUCUGCAUCGCGGACGAGGUGCAGGUGGGCUUCGGGCGCGUGGGCAGCCACUACUGGGCGUUCGAGACGCAGGGCGUGGUGCCCGACAUCGUGUGCGUAGCCAAGCCCAUGGGCAAUGGCCAUCCGGUGGGCGCUGUGGUGACCACGCCCGAAAUCGCCCAGGCCUUCCAUGACACCGGCAUCGCCUACUUCAAUACAUACGGCGGCAAUCCGGUCUCGUGCGCCAUUGCCAACGCGGUGAUGCGCAUCAUCGACGAGGAGCAGCUGCAGCAGAACGCCCAGCAGCUGGGCGAAUAUCUGCUGCGCCAGUGCAGCCAGCUGAAGCAGGAGUUCGAGUCUGUGGGCGAUGUGCGCGGCAUGGGCCUGUUCGUGGGCAUCGAGAUGGUCAGCGACCGGGAGACGCGCUCGCCCGACACCCAGGCCGCGCACUGGCUGGUGAAUCGCAUGAAGCAGCUGCACAAGGUGCUCAUCUCCAGCGACGGGCCCAACGACAACGUCAUCAAGCUCAAGCCGCCCAUGUGCUUCAAUCACGAGAAUGCCGACGAGUUCCUGCUCGCGUUCCGUGAAUGCCUCACCACCCUGCGCCAGGAGCAGAUGCAGGCGCGUGCCAUGGAGGCGGCGACGGCCGCAGCGGCAGCGGCAGCGGCAGCGGAUGCUGCUGCAACUGCCACAAACGGUGUCAUUGCCACGGCGGCCGAGACGCUGGCCAAUAAGACGAAACUGUUCGAGCGGCAGGAUCGCCUGAUCAAGUCUGUCUGAGUGGGGCGUGCCCCAGCCUCAGCCUGCGCCCAGCCCCCAACUCCUGCUCCUGCUCCUGCUCCUGCUCCUGCUCCUGCUCCUACUCCUUAGUUAGUUGCACAAAGAUA
This is a messenger RNA of Drosophila arizonae, 1854 nucleotides long. RefSeq names its product alanine--glyoxylate aminotransferase 2-like. Lineage: Eukaryota; Metazoa; Arthropoda; Insecta; Diptera; Drosophilidae. Gene Ontology annotation, molecular function: transaminase activity; pyridoxal phosphate binding. Gene Ontology annotation, cellular component: mitochondrion. The record is from RefSeq and is a predicted model, not a curated record.